AUGGGCCCUCACGAAAAAUGGCGACUAUUCAGUGAAGACCGCGUAUAUGCUCGGGAAGGGAGGAAAUCUAGACAAUUUUCAUCAAGCUUGGGUGAAUAUUUGGGGUUCGGAGACCAGCCCAAAGUGCGCCAUUUCCUAUGGCGAUUAUGCACCAACUCGCUCCCGGUUCGUGAUCUUCUGAAAUAUCGACAUUUGAUUGAAGAAGCUGACUGCCCGUGGGGCUGCGGUGAAGCUGAGACUAUGGCUCAUGCUAUUUUUGGGUGCCAAAGAGUCAAGGAUUUAUGGGAUGAAUGUGGUUGUGAAGUUAUGUGUACUAAUGCUAUGGAUGUGCCCAUGUGUGAUUUAUUGGUGUCGUGGCAGCAAGUUGACCCAAAGGUGAGGAGGAUUGGUAUGUUCCUUGCGUGGGUAAUAUGGGGCGAAAGAAAUAAGAAGGUGUUUGAUAAUCACACUACUCCACUGCAAGUGUUAGUAAACCGAGUUAAAAGAUUGACCGAAGAACAUGAUAAAUAUGCGUCGCGUAUUUACCACACCCUGCCUUCCAGGUCAGUUACAACCCUGUCAAAGACGUGGUGUCCUCCCCCUCAUGGUAUAGUUAAACUUAAUGUUGAUGCCUCCCUUUCUGUCGAGGGAUGGAUUGGCUUAGGUGUGGUGGCUCGCGAUUCGACCGGGCAGGUAUUGUUUGCUGCCACAAGACGCAUCAAAGCGUUCUGGGCCCCUGAAGUUGCGGAAGCCAAAGCAAUAGCUUUGGGUCUGAAGUUGGGUAAACGCUAUGGGCUCCAAGAGAUUAUAGUGGAAUCGGAUUGUCAAGUUGUUAUCCACCGACUCUCAAAAAGUGCUCUUUUUCUCUCUGAUUUGGAUCUUGUUCUUCAUGAUAUCUUUUCUUUAUGUAGUUCCUUUAGCUCUCUCUCUUGGUCUCAUGUAAAGAGAGAUGAGAAUUUCGUAGCUCAUCAUUUAGCCAAACUAAUUCCUUUCGGUGUCGAACAAGUUUGGGAGAACCAUUAUCCGGUGGAGGUGGCUCCUUAUGUACUCGUUGACAAUUUAGUGUUGAAUUAA
Messenger RNA from Beta vulgaris subsp. vulgaris (sugar beet), 1053 nucleotides. RefSeq lists its product as uncharacterized. The record is from RefSeq and is a predicted model, not a curated record. The coding region runs from base 1 to 1053 and encodes 350 amino acids. The transcript has a single exon. NCBI's taxonomy places the organism in Eukaryota, Viridiplantae, Streptophyta, Magnoliopsida, Caryophyllales, Amaranthaceae. Gene Ontology annotation, molecular function: nucleic acid binding; RNA-DNA hybrid ribonuclease activity.